This is a messenger RNA of Salvelinus sp. IW2-2015, 1998 nucleotides long. NCBI's taxonomy places the organism in Eukaryota, Metazoa, Chordata, Actinopteri, Salmoniformes, Salmonidae. The record is from RefSeq and is a predicted model, not a curated record.
UUCUGAACGCUGAUCGGUGCGUCCGCAAAGACACGGUUAUAAAGAUGGCGGCGCAUUGAAACAAUCUAGGUAUUCUUACAAAUAUUACUACUUGUGAACAAGCUGGGGACAAAAACGUUUAUGAGACGUUUUGAAUUCUUUUGAAUCUUCAUAGCUAGCAGUAGUUGUGACCAGGUUUCACAAAAACAAGUGUUUAAAAGUCGGUAACGCGUUUUUUGCAUCAACGGAUAAGCUCUGUCAUGGGCAUACUAGCCUCAGCUGCUGUGACCGAGAUUUGCAAGUUAGUGGACGAUUGCUGUGGAGCGUUACGUGUAGAAGUCUCUCAAAGCAAGGAGCAAAUCCUAUUGCUAGAGAAGCAACUCAGCCUGGCGGAGUCGAGGUACAGGUCUGUGAGUGGCAAAGGGCUGCCUGUCACCGGCGACUCACCAAUAAUCAACAGUUCUUCGGGCGAUUCACCCGCGGCGAAUACCGAUGAUGCGGGCAACGCUGACGAAGACGAAGUUAACAAUCUUGAGGUGGACGGUGUCAAUGCCAAUCAGCACGCUCCGUGGAAAGAGUAUUCCACAGCACCAACUGAUGAGGCUGGGCCCCCCACACUGACCCCUGGCUCCAUAGUCAGUUCCAAUGAGAACACUGGGCCCCCCGCAAUGACCCCUGACCCCAUAGUCAGUUCCAGUGACAUACCCAGAAAGCAACAUAUUACCAGUUUCCGAGUUGGUGAAACUCCCAAGAUACAACCGUGCACCACGUGCUGUUCCCUCUACCACUGCCCCUUCUGCCGACCGUCUGCGUUCAAACCCAACGAGUUACACCGGAUCAUCCCACACAUCCAGAGCCACCUGAAAAGUGCAGUUCAGAAUGACGAGUACAUCGUCUACAACUGCAAACUGACGUGCAGAGACUACCCUCACUACCACUGCAGCUAUUGUGACCAUGUACUCUGCAGAAAAGCGUUGUUUAUAGAACAUUUCAGAGCUUGCAGAAAGCGGAACGGGACUCAAAGACCUGCCCGUGUCCAAGCUCAAUCUCCAUCUGUUGCUCCGCCCCUCCAGCAACAUCCCUCUCCAGCCCAGAGACCUCUCGCCCCUGCAACAUCCACACCUGUUCUGCCUCUCACAUCUAUACCUGCCGUCCCUUCAAGCUCCAGACCUGCCACCCCUCCGAGCUUACCAGUCGCUCUUCAAACUCUAAACACAGACACACCUCCAAUGGAAYAACCAGAUGCUUCUGCCAGUCACAAUCCGGUCACACGCCAGGAUUCGGAACCCUCCUCGCCCGAAGUGUAUAGCUGCCCUCCGACYCCGCAGAUUGAGACCGAGAGACCMCAAAGACCUUCCCAAAGGGACNCAGUUCCUGUGCAGACUCAGUGUGACCACUGCGGCAUCAUCCUGAACAAGAAGAACUUCAAAGUUCACAUGAAGAGGAAACACCAUGAAGAGUACAUCGCUGCAGAGAACGAGGAGGCCCUGAGGAGAUACCUGGCCGAAUCCAAGAUGGACGUGCCACCCUGGUGCCGUGCCACCAAGGUCCAGUGCGAUCUCUGRGGAAUCAGGCUGAACAAGAAGAAUUUCAAGAACCACAUGAAGAGGAAACACAAGGUGAACGUGACGGCGUCGGCCUUCCAGGAAGCUUUCGACAGGUGCCUGGGCGAGCAAGGCCUGUUGGUGGUCGAGAGCUCGUUGCCCGGCUACACUUAUACUAGGACGCAGGAAAGAGGAAGGCGGAGGGAAGAGCAUGACGAUGACCUCUUUCCAGACAUCGACAUGGAAGAAGAACAAAGCGACAGGUUCCCGGACGCCGGCGCACUACUGGCCCAGGAAACGGACCUGGCGACCCAGCAGUUGCAAGGCGAGAGAGUGCUGACUGGAAUGAAUCCCCAGAGGUACCAUGGUCUGGGGAAACCUCAUCUCCUGGAGCUUCCUCUGGAGUCGCUGGUGUGGAUCUUCCGGGACGUACUGCGUGUGGAUGGGAAGAGAGGCUACUGGAACCUGUCUCUGG